This is a messenger RNA of Xylona heveae TC161, 1225 nucleotides long. RefSeq lists its product as hypothetical. The coding region runs from base 241 to 993 and encodes 250 amino acids. The transcript is spliced from 4 exons. The record is from RefSeq and is a predicted model, not a curated record. NCBI's taxonomy places the organism in Eukaryota, Fungi, Ascomycota, Xylonomycetes, Xylonales, Xylonaceae.
AAUUAGUAUUCAUCAUCAUACGCACAUAAACUAUACAUCUGAGAAAAUAAUGUUAGUACCGACGAAAUCCAUCAGCAUGCGCAUAGCGGUUCUUUCUUUUGUGGCGGCAUAGUGCUCCUUGGCAUUUACUAAGCCGGCCUUUCGCGUGCUACCCUGCUACCCUGUUGCCUUAAGCAAAGGUAACCACAAGGCCCGAAAAAUAGUGUAAGAUCUAAACACCUUAAGCUACUCCGUACCCCCAUGGCGACUUCGUCCGCCCGCCCGCUGGUUCAAAGGGGAGAGGGCCAAGCAAGAUCCCGGCUCCGCCAGAGCCGCGCUGACGCCAACCCCAUGACUCCAUACAAGACUGCAGUUGUGGACCCUGAACAAGAACCCCUUGUUUCGACUGAUCGAAAAGACCAAAUCAAUAUCCAGAACAUGCCAGGGACGGAUUCUGUCAAUAGAAAAACGCAAUGGCUACUCCUGGCAGUUGCCAGUGGCGCUUGCGCCGCCUUUAAUGGUGUCUUUGCUAAAUUAACUACAACUGAAUUGACAAAAACGUGGGCGGGUGCCAUUGCAACGGGCCUUGGGCUGGAUCGUGAUAAUCUUGUGGUCGAAUUCGUUAUCCGCGCAACAUUUUUCGGGUUGAAUCUUGUGUUCAACGGCAUUAUGUGGGCAUUAUUCACAGCUGCUCUGACAAGAGGCACCUCCACGACUCAGGUGUCUAUCAUUAACACUUCUGCAAAUUUCAUGAUUACUGCCAUGUUAGGUCUCUUAAUCUUUUCCGAAUCCCUGCCGCCAUUAUGGUGGGUAGGAGCUGCGUUGCUUGUAGCGGGCAAUGUCAUCAUUGGCGGGAGAGAAGAAGCUGAAGUGAACAAGCCCUCGGUGGUAUUAGAUGAGUCGGGCCAGGGAGACGAUGUUUUGAGGGAAGAGGAGGAAGAGCUUCUUGCGGAAGCAGUCGAGUUUGAAGACGGGGGAAACAUUGGAGACGGUAGCCAUGCAGCUCGCAGCUGAUUCCUAGUGGUUGGAAGGGCAUUGCUGUGGUACCAUUUGAAAAUACCUUACUUUGGACAAAGUGUAAUACUUGAUGAAACACCGAAUGCCUAGAUUUGCUAGAGUGGCAAUGUGAUAUCCCCUGAUUGGACACUUUCCGAAUGCAUUAUCGGACUCUAUAUGUAAUUAGAUAAAUAUUGGAUGGCAAAUUGUAAUUCGAAAUCUAGACAUAAAUCAUGAAUGGGAAUUAAAU